CGCCGCGGGGCGGAGGCGACCGAGCCUGAGGAGAGGCUACGCGUGCUGCAACGCCGGCCGCUGGGCUCUGAGGCAGCGAGCUCAGGCCAGCUCCCGCUUUUCCCUGGCGCUCAGCCCACGUCGAGUCCUGCGUGGAGAUGGCAGACGAUCUUGGAGACGAGUGGUGGGAGCACCAGCCGGCAGGAGCCGCCAGCAGUCCAGGUUACGUAUCUUCAUCUUACACUGUGCUGCCUACCUGGACUGAGGUUAAAAAGGCAAAUGUAGAAGCAUCAGAUGGCGAAGGAGGAGGAGACACAGAAAUGAUGCAGCAGGAGACAGCUCCAGUUCCUGCCUUGUCAAAGAAAACCAAACAGCCUAAAGAAUGUUUCUUGAUAAAACCAAAGGAAACAAGUGAAGAUGCCACCAAAACCAGGAAGAGGAGAAAGAAGAAAAUUACUGAUGUUCUUGCAAAAUCAGAGCCAAAACCAGGGACACCUGAAGACCUACAGAAGCUGAUGAAGGACUAUUUUAGCAGUAAUCGCUCAGUGAUUGAAUUAGAAGAACUAAACCUGCCAGACUCCUGUUUCCUCAAGGCCAAUGAUUUGACUCACAGUCUUUCAUCAUACCUAAAAGAAAUCUGCCCUAAGUGGGUGAAACUUCGGAAAAACCACAGCGAGAAGAAAUCGGUCCUGAUGCUGAUUAUCUGUGGCUCUGCCAUCAGAGCCCUGGAGCUCAUUAGGUCAAUGACCGCAUUCAGAGGAGACAGCAAAGUUAUGAAAUUAUUUGCAAAACAUAUAAAGGUCCAGGAGCAGGUAAAAUUGCUGGAGAAGCGUGUGGUACACCUUGGUGUAGGAACUCCAGGGAGGAUUAAAGAACUCAUUAAACAAGGUGGCCUUAAUUUGAACCCCUUAAAGUUUCUGGUUUUUGACUGGAACUGGAGAGAUCAAAAAUUGAGGAGGAUGAUGGACAUUCCCGAGAUAAGAAAGGAGGUUUUUGAACUUUUGGAAAUGGGAGUCUUCAGUCUAUGCAAAUCAGAAUCUUUGAAGCUGGGCCUUUUCUAAAUCUAGGUCCUGAUGAAGAUUCCAGUUUUUAUGGUGGGAUUUGCAUCUCCUUUAAUGGCUUUGGCACAUUGCAUUCACUCAGAAGAUAUCAGCUAUUGUUUUAUUAAGUUAAUUGUGUCACCAGAUGGAUUGCUGGGAAUGUUUCAUGGGGAUUCUUUGAGAAAAAUGAAUCUGUCCUUUGCCAAAACCCUUGUAUAAUAAAGCAUCACUGGCUUGUGUGUGAUUUUUGUUACACAGACUGAGUUUUUCUCUCACCAACUGGCCUCUAAUAGGACUGUGUAAGGGAAGGGAAAGAGCAGCGGGGCAACCCUAAACAAGCCCCUUCCCUCUCUUAGCCUCAGUUUAAUCAGCUGCGAAAUGGGAAUGGUAUCUUGCAGGCUUGCUGAGGAUUUCAUGAGAUGGUGCAUGUGGAACGGAUUUAUAAACUGUGAAGCCUAGUCCCAGAGUGAAGGGUGGCAGUGGUAGUGGUAGAAAGAGCUGUAAGUAUAUGUGGCACUUUGUAAACAUGGCAAAGACAGUGAUGUACCUAGAAUGGUCUUACUCAUUUAUUUCUUUAACUCUUUAUUUUGAGGUAGUUUCACACAUAUGGAACAGUUGCAAAAAUAGUAUAAAGAAUUCCCAUACUCUCUUUCCCCAGCACCCCCAGUGUUAACAUCUUGUAUAACCAUAGUACAAUUAUCAAAACUAAGGAAUCAACAUUGAUACAAUACAAUUAACUAAACUACAGACUGUAUUUAGAAUUCCCCAGUUUUCCUACUGUUGUCCGUUUUCUAUUCCAGGAUCCACUCAUCCCACAUUGCAUGUAGUUGUCAUUCUCCUUAGUUUCCUCCGGUCGGUGACAGUUUCUCACCAAAACUGUUGUUCAUAACCUUGACACUUUUAUAGAAUGUCCCUCAAUUUGAGUUUGUCUAUUGUUUGUCUGGAAGAAAACAUCAGAACAUGACUUUAUAAGAGAACAGAAUUGCAAAUUGAGACAUGCAGUCUGUGCUUUCAGAAUUCAGACCAAUCCAGCUGCCAAACCCAAAAAUGAGACUGUCAUGAAUAUUAUGUGUGCAUAUGAGUAUGUGUGUUUGUGACUGUACCCCACACAUACAACCACUUCCUGAUUCUACAUUUAUUUGGUACAUUUGUGUCUCAGCAGUUAAUGGGGAAAGGUAGUGAAAUACGAGGCAACCCAGUAUAUGCAAAAUGUCUGGAUGCCUGAAGAGGCUAUCUACACAGCAGUUAAAGAGAAA
Messenger RNA from Vicugna pacos (alpaca), 2275 nucleotides. The record is from RefSeq and is a predicted model, not a curated record. Lineage: Eukaryota; Metazoa; Chordata; Mammalia; Artiodactyla; Camelidae.